GACGCAUUUUAUCACUUUUCUCUUUUAUUGAUUAUUUUCAUGGCUACACCAGUUACUUUAAAAAAGCUUGAUGAGAAAAAACAGGCUGCUGAGAAACGACGUGAGAAAACUCAAAAAGAAGAUCAUUUACUUCCUUUAAAUGGAAUGGGACCAGAGACACCUUAUUCUCAUUUGUUGAUCAGCGGGACACAGAAUCCUGCGCCAAGAAUGAUGGAUUUGCGUCCUUUGACCAACCAAUUUGCGCAAUACCGUCAACGCAAAGAGGAUUUUUCUGCUGAUCGUCCGAGUGGCAAAAACUAUACAAGCUUUGUCAGCAAUGAGAUUACUCAUCGAAAUGGCAACACUAAGAAGCAGCGAGGUGAUGGUGGUGCUUCUGCACUUGAAAAGCAAUUAAGUCAAUUGGCUAUUGUUGAAACACCAGCAGAACUUCCUGCUUUUGAAUAUAUUUUGAAAUCUAAUAAUUUGGUUUGCUUUCAUGGAAAAGGACAUUUUUUGAGCACUCUUUAUCCGGUCAAAAUUAACGUCGACGGGCAUGACUAUCCAUCAGUUGAACAUUAUUAUCAGGCUUGCAAAAUUUUUUCGUUGGUUGGCCCGGAUCAGGCUCAAUUGUUGCGUAAUGUUUUGGAUACUUUAAAGGUUAAACAGAAGGCUAAAGACAUUCUUCGAAAUUACCGUGUAAACAACCAAAAGGUUGAGCAUUGGAAGAAUACUACAGGAUUGUUAGUUCUUCUCCAUGGAAUUCGUUUCAAGUUUACUCAAAACCAAGAAAUGCGUGAUAAGCUUUUAGCUACUGGAGAUGCUCUUCUUUGCCAAGCUUAUGACCGCGAUGCUUUUUAUGCUUUUCCAAGUGACCUCGACGAAGACAAAGUUAAAUACAUUCCUUUGGUUGGGAAAGGGAAGAAUGUUUUGGGUGUUCUUUGUAUGCAGAUUCGUCAUUUAAUUAAAUAUGGUGUUGGGCCUGUAAUUGACAAGAAGAAGACUGCCCAAGUUAAGGAUAAUAAUGGGGCAGAAGACAAGUCGACAAUUUCUUCUUUUGAAGAAGACGAUGAUGACCUGAAGAGUUCUGAUGAUGAUUUUAAGAGUUAA
This is a messenger RNA of Meloidogyne enterolobii, 1086 nucleotides long. The record is from the annotation of a GenBank genome assembly. NCBI's taxonomy places the organism in Eukaryota, Metazoa, Nematoda, Chromadorea, Rhabditida, Meloidogynidae.